Molecule: messenger RNA, 820 nt
Organism: Capsella rubella
Lineage: Eukaryota; Viridiplantae; Streptophyta; Magnoliopsida; Brassicales; Brassicaceae
Product: non-specific lipid transfer protein GPI-anchored 2
Exons: 4
Coding region: 51-653 (200 amino acids)
Source: RefSeq, a predicted model, not a curated record
UAUAUGGGCUAUGAGGCAGUUCACCGGAGAAUUAAGCAGGCUAAAUUAGAAUGGAAGGCUUAACACUGAUAAUAGUGCUGAUGUCAUGUUUUAUGUUGGGAGGAAAAGGUCAGCAAAUAAGCACGCCAUGCACCUCCUCAAUGAUCUCUACCUUCACUCCAUGUCUCAACUUCAUCACAGGAAGCAGCGGCGGCUCCGUUACUCCCACCGCCGGCUGCUGCGACUCCUUAAAGUCAUUGACCAACACCGGCUUGAACUGUGCUUGCCUUAUCCUCACCGCUAACGUCCCACUGCCCACUGGAUUCAUCAAUCGGACUCUCUCGCUUGCUCUGCCUCGUGCCUGCAAGAUGGACGGUGUACCUGUUCAGUGCCAAGCUGCAGGGACUCCACUACCAGCACCAGGUCCGGUUCCAUUUUUACUGGCUCCACCACCGCCUGUAUCUGCUUUUAGUCCCGGAGCGUCCAAGGCGGCGGCUACAACACCGGUACCUGCACCUGCACCGGAUGCCCUUGCAGAUGGACCAAUGCCCCCCACAGCCAAACAAGGAAUUCGACCCGUGGUUCAGCCAAUACAGCCCACAAGCCUAGCUCAAUUUUCUACGUCUCCAUUUCUACCGUUGCUUUUUAUUAAUCUAAUUCUGUCAACUUUCUAAGCCAAUCGGCGCCUCCAUUAUUCAUAAAAAUAUUACCCCUUAUGUAUGUGUUACUCACUUCUCAGGUACUUCAUUGUGUGUUCAAAGUUCUACAUAUGAUUUCACUAUAUAUAAUGCCAACUCUUGACAAAUUCCAUGUGAAAUAUAACUUCAAUCAUGUUUGAACU